Molecule: messenger RNA, 1410 nt
Organism: Lactuca sativa (garden lettuce)
Lineage: Eukaryota; Viridiplantae; Streptophyta; Magnoliopsida; Asterales; Asteraceae
Product: syntaxin-61
Biological process (GO): Golgi vesicle transport
Cellular component (GO): membrane
Source: RefSeq, a predicted model, not a curated record
GGGACCAUAUUGUAAUUUUUACUCCCUUCAGCAUCUGCAACAAAGGAAAGGAUCGGCUGAGGAGCAGUUGUAUAGAACUUCACCGGUCAGAACUCAGAAGUAGAUCAUAGAAGGAGGAAUCCGGCUUCGUUAAUCUGACCCUACCCACCGGUAUAGAUCUGCAUAUAGGUAGCCUGUUUGGGGACAAAACCAACAAAAGGAUAUGCAAAUGGUUCAUAAGGGUCCCAGAUAAUUGUAGGAUUCAUCACUGUCAUUGCAUUGGGAGUUUUUUCUGAUUGGUGACUUUUAUCAAACAUAUGAUAAAAUUCGCUACUUUCCUAGUGAUGAAAUAUGUUAUCACACAAACACACAAAACCAACAGAAACAUGCCUACAGUCUUCUGACUCCAGAAUGCAAUAUCUCUUUGUUGAUGGCUACACAUAAAUCUCUGAAUCACAUCUUGAAGCAAACAACAAAAUUGACGACCCGACUGUAGCUUAGCUUGCAUUUGCAAUAAAAAUGUCUUCAGCUCAAGAUCCAUUUUACAUUGUAAAAGACGAGAUUCAAGAUUCUAUUGAUAGCCUCCAGGGCAGCUUUCAUGAAUGGGAACGCGGCAGCGGGGAACAAUCCCGGGUGACAAAGGAACUCCUUUCCAAUUGCGAGAGCAUUGAAUGGCAGGUGGAUGAGCUGGAAAAGGCUAUUUCUGUAGCAGCUAGAGACCCUUCUUUGUAUGGUAUAAACCAAGUGGAGCUUGAAAAGCGAAGGAAGUGGACCACUACUGCUCGGAUUCAGGUGGGAAAUAUUAAGAAAGCGGUGACAGUGACCGGAAGCAGUUCAAACUUUGGUGGGAGUGGGAUGCGCCAAGAAUUAAUGCGGAUGCCAAAGUCUCAUCAGCAGCAGGAUAAGGACAGGACCAGAACCGGAUCAUAUGCUGCUGUAGAUAAUGAUGAUUUUAUUUCUUCAGAAUCAGACACACAGAUGCUUCUCAUCAGACAACAAGAUGAAGAGUUGGAUGAACUAAGUGCAAGUGUGGAAAGGAUCGGAUCUGUUGGGCUCACCAUACAUGAUGAACUCCUUUCACAGGAGAGAAUUAUAGAGGAUUUGGGUUCAGAAAUGGAAAGUACAUCUAAUCGUCUUGAUUUUGUUCAGAAAAAAGUGGGCAUGGUUAUGAAGAAGGCCAGUGCCAAGGGACAGAUGAUGAUGAUCUUAUUCUUGAUUGUCCUCUUCAUUAUCUUAUUUGUUUUGGUUUUCUUCACCUAAACUCAUAUGCUGUUUCUUGAUUUCAAGAAUAAAAAAAUUACUGUAUUAUCUUAGAGUGUAACACAGGAGCUAUUAGGUGUUUUCAUUAAUUACACUUUUGUUGCUUUAUAUGGUGUGAGUAAAUUGAGAAAAAGUUUUCCAAGUAUAUUAUGGUACCGCUUUUCAACAUAA